GAAGUCAUACAGUACAAAGGUUGUCCUUUUUUUCAAACCGAUGAUUGUAAAUAAAUGUUAAGGAUAAACUUACUUGAAAAAACUUGUUCGAAAAUCAUUUAUUUUUGCAACAAGCAGUUCAUGAAAGAUGGCGUUUGUAUCCACAGCCCAUUACUCAAAUUGGGCAUUCAAGACAAUCUGCUGCUCACCAACAACUUGCUGUCACUGUACGCGAAAUGCUUCGGAGUUCAACAUGCACGCCACUUGUUCGAUGAAAUGCCCGAAAGAGAUGUUGUGUCUUGGACUGGGGUUUUGUCUGCCUACGUUAAAGACGGAAACCACGACGAAGCCCUCAGAUUCUUUGACUUGAUGAAGGCUUCCGGCGAAACCCCAAAUGAGUACACGUUUUCGAAUGUCUUAAGAUCAUGCUCGACUUUAAGGAAUCUUGCUUAUGGUACGAAAGUUCAGGCGUGUCUGAUAAAGCUUGGUGUUGAGUCGAACCCGAUCCUGUGUAGUAGUUUGAUCGAACUGUAUUCCAAAUUGGAUUUCUCAGAGGAAGCAGUUUCGGUGUUCAACGCCAUGGAAAACGGGGAUACUGUUUCUUGGACUGCGAUGAUUUCUUCGUUUGUGCAGGCUGGGAAAUGGGCUCGUGCGUUACGUUUUUUCACCCGCAUGAUACAAGAAAGAGUGUCUCCGAACGAGUACACCUUUGUAAAAGUUUUAGGUGCUUGUAGCUUCCUAGGAAUCAAUUACGGCAAGUUAAUACACGCCCAAUUAAGCGUUUGGGGUGUUCGUCUGAAUCUGGUUUUGAAGACGGCUCUUGUUGAUAUGUACGCAAAGAGCCAAAAGAUGGAGGAUGCUCUGAAAAUCGUAAACCAAACAUCCGAACAAGAUGUACAGUUAUGGACAACUCUGAUCACCGGCUUUACCCAAAACUCGAAUUUCAAGGAGGCAAUCAGUGCGUUCAGACAGAUGGUGGGUAAUAAUAUUGUUCCGAACAACUAUUGUUACGCUGGAAUACUAAACGUUUGCUCCUCAAUUCGACUUCUGCAAUUGGGAAAACAGGUGUAUACACAGGUUAUUGUGGCUGGUUUAGCAAACGAUGUUUCUGUGGGGAACGCUCUUUUAGAUUUCUAUACGAAGACUUCGAAAACCGUAGAAGAUGUUACACACGUGUUUAAGGCGAUAGUUUCACCAAAUGUCGUUUCUUGGACAACCUUAAUUGCUGGCUUGUCUGCACGCGGUUUUCAAGAUGAUUGCUUUCUUGCUUUUCUUGAAAUGCGACUCGUGGGCCAUCGGCCGAAUUCGUUCACUCUGUACAGCAUUCUCGAAGCUUGUGGUACAAAGGGAGCCCCAAAGGAGACAAUGAAGAUUCAUGGAUUCGUUAUUAAAACUAAUGCAGAUAGUGAUAUAAAUGUCGGAAAUGCUCUCGUCGAUGCUUACGUAGGGACCCACAUGGUGGAUUGUGCGUUGAGUUUAGUGAAACAAAUGAAGAACAGAAACAUUAUCACCUACACUGUACUUGCCUCGAAGCUGAACCAGAGAGGAUAUCAUAGAUUGGCCUUAGAAAUCGUCAAUUGUAUGCGCGACGAUGAUGUAAAGAUGGAUGGGUUCGUUAUAUCCGGUUUGUUAUCAGCUUCAGCCGAUUUAGGCGACGUUCGGACUGGAAAACAGCUCCACUGCCAUUCCGUUACGUCAGGCUUUGUCGGAUGGAAAUCAGUUCUGAAUGGUUUAAUCGAUUUCUACGGAAAAUGCGGGUGUGUCUCAGACGCCCAGAAAGCGUUUGAUGAAAUACCCGAACCAGAUAUCUUUUCGUGGAACGGUUUGAUUUACGGUUUUGCUCAUAACCGACUUACGACAUCUGCUCUAUCAGCCUUGGAAGACAUGAGAUUGGCAGGAGCGAGGCCUGAUUCCUUCACACUUUCCACCGUUCUAUUUGCGUGCAGUCAAGACGGCUUAGCAGAUUUAGGUGUCGAGUAUUUUCAUUCUCUGAGAGAAUUAUACGACAUAAAGCCACAGUUGAGCCACUGUAACUUGUUGGUUGAUCUUCUUGGUUGGGCUGGCAGGCUGGAAGAGGCUGUGAGUUUGGUUGAAUCCAUACCUUUUAUUCGUAAUAAUGCUUCGAUUUACAAAAGGUUGUUGUGUGCUUGCAAAUUGCAUGGAAAAUUGCUUCUUGGAGAAGAAAUCGCAAGACGAGGCCUUGAACUUGACCCUCACGAUUUAGAGUUUUAUGUUGUUCUUGCAAGCAUAUACGACGAGGCGGGUCGGUCUGAUUUAGGGGAGAACAUGCGCAGACUCGUUAGAGAGGGGGGUUUAAGGAAGAGUUCAGUCUUUAGCUUCGUUGCAAAUUGCUAACACAAAUCCAAGGUUUCGAGAAAGCCCAUGUAUUGUAAUCAGCUUCGUUUGAUUAAUUAUAAUUACGUUGCGUUUGAGAUUUGCAAAUAUACGAUCUUUGUAUUGGAUAAUAUUACUUCAGAAGAUUGCGAAAUGAUUAUAUUGUUUAUCAAAUUU
This is a messenger RNA of Erythranthe guttata (spotted monkey flower), 2490 nucleotides long. Its product is annotated as Pentatricopeptide repeat (PPR) superfamily protein. The record is from RefSeq and is a predicted model, not a curated record. Gene Ontology annotation, cellular component: mitochondrion. Lineage: Eukaryota; Viridiplantae; Streptophyta; Magnoliopsida; Lamiales; Phrymaceae. Gene Ontology annotation, molecular function: RNA binding; protein binding. Gene Ontology annotation, biological process: RNA modification.